UGUCGACAUGCUGAUACGAGUUCAUUCUUGGAGUUUAGUGUGCUGGUUUCAGGUUCCUGGGAACAGGUGAGACAUACACAUCUUUGGCAUCACAGUACAGAGUCGGUGUGACCACCUUGUCACCAGAGGUCUGUGAAGCUAUCUGGAUUUCGAUGCAAGAACACUUCAUGCCUUUCCCCAAAACUAGUGAAGAGCGGCAGGCAAAAGCUGUGCAUUUAGCACAAAGAUGGGACUACCCACAUUGCAUAGGUGCCAUAUAUGGGAAACAUGUACUAAUUGAGGCCCCAGCCAACACAGGGUCUCAGUACUUCAACUAUAAGCAUACAUUUUCAGUGGUGCUACUAGCUUUGGUUGAUGCAAAUUACAAUUUCAUCUAUGUUGAUAUAGGGGCUUAUGGGAAACAAUCUGAUGGUGGUAUUUAUUCUGCAUCAACUUUGGGAAGAGCGCUGUCACCUCCAAAUUCAUUGCAGUUACCCAAGGAUGAUGUUAUUAAUGGAGAUGAGGAAUUAGGUCCAAUGCCAUAUGUGGUAGUUGCAGACGAGGCUUUUCCCUUACAACGACAUGUGAUGAGGCCCUAUCCAGGAAAAACCACAAGCGAGGAACAAGAUGUCUACAACUACCGCCAUAGUCGUGCAAGACGAAUUGUAGAGAAUGCCUUUGGGAUUUUAUCACAAAGAUGGCGAGUGUACCACACCAAAAUUGCUGUCAUGCCAGAUAGUGUCAUCAGAAUUGUUAAAGUAACAACUGUGCUGCACAAUAUGUUACAAAGACAAUCUAAGACAACCACAGAAUUGUUGGACGAGACCAGUUGUGACCUAGCAGCUGGACUUCAGCCAUUAAAUAGAUUGGGCACAAGAGGCACAGCUGAGACAAUGCAGAUCAGAGAACAGUUUACCAGAUAUUUUAAUACACAUGCUUUACCUUGGCAAGUACAAUACGUUCGAAGAGAAUUAAAUAUAUAAGCUUAGAGUAUCUGGUUCAUGGGAUGUCUGCACCACUUUCCUCCUCCAUUUCAUCAUCACUAUUGCGGGAAUCCUCUUCUUCUGAAGAACCUUGAUGGAUGUCAUCUGCCAGAUUGCUCACAGUACUAGAAUGAACAAUAAACUGUUGAGUUAAUCUGUAUUCUAUUAACUCUAUACACGUACAGUGGUGCACCUUUAUAAUGUUACUUAUAAACGUUUUAUUUUCUUUAUAAAGUUGGUUAUUAUGA
Messenger RNA from Gigantopelta aegis, 1210 nucleotides. Its product is annotated as protein ALP1-like. The record is from RefSeq and is a predicted model, not a curated record. Lineage: Eukaryota; Metazoa; Mollusca; Gastropoda; Neomphalida; Peltospiridae. The coding region runs from base 153 to 962 and encodes 269 amino acids. The transcript has 2 exons.